This is a messenger RNA of Candoia aspera, 2480 nucleotides long. RefSeq names its product crk-like protein. Gene Ontology annotation, molecular function: signaling adaptor activity; receptor tyrosine kinase binding. Gene Ontology annotation, biological process: positive regulation of ERK1 and ERK2 cascade; cell migration; signal transduction. The coding region runs from base 1469 to 2224 and encodes 251 amino acids. NCBI's taxonomy places the organism in Eukaryota, Metazoa, Chordata, Lepidosauria, Squamata, Candoiidae. The record is from RefSeq and is a predicted model, not a curated record. The transcript has 3 exons.
GGGUGCAGCGGGCGAGCUGGCGACCGGCCCUGCCGCGUCCCCGGGCAGGAGAGGGGGAAAGCGGGGAGGCAUGUGCAGCCGAGGGCGACGGGGCUCUAUUGUGGAGUUCCGGCGGGGGAGCCUUUGCAGGGCGCUCCGCUGAUUCGGAGGAUGUCCUGGGAGAGAGAGGCUCUCGCGGGUUGCUUUGGAGAGUUACGGGGCUGCGAUGCCGGGGUAGAGGAGUCGCCAGGCGGGUGCAGAUAAAAUGGGGAAUUCGGGGUCUCUUUGCCUGGCGGAGCUACGGGCGGAGGGGCAGCGCGCCCGGCUUUGGGGGAAGAGCUAGAUGGCAUUAUGUGGGAGGCUUCCCGGCUAGGGAGGUGGGCGACUAGGGGGCGAGGGUUUAUUUUUCCUCUGCUGCGGUGGGGCUUGUGGGGGAGAGAAGGCGGGUCAAUUUCUGGUGUGCAAGAGGCCUUGGGGAAAUAUUUUUAAUUAGCUCAGAAGAAGCAGCUGUUAAUUGGGGUGCGGUAGUUUUCUCCAGAGGACGACCUGGUAAUAGAAGGAUGGAGGGCGGAGGACUGAGUGGAUCUGUGGCGGAUCCCGUUGAAGGCUUUUGUGGGUUAAAGGCUGUACGGCAUAGAAAUUCUUUCCUGUGAUGGGUUUAUGAUUCUGUACAAGAUAAUCCUCUUCAUUUGGGUGCCUGUGAACCAUGCCAGCUUUGUCUGUGAAAAAUUAGGGCUUUGAGAAGAAAGAUUCCUCUGAAUUUGACUUUAAUAGGAGAGUACCCUGUUACAUUUUUUUGAGCUGCUGAUGUCUCAUAUAAUGCUUCAUGUUAAUUUAAAUGCAGUGAAGGUUUUGUAGGUCACUCAGUUUAUUCUCUUAAUUUUAUCUGGAUAUCAAAGACACUAUAUUGAUUCCUGUGUAAAUAUACUACUCAUAUGAUUGUAUUGUAUGUUGAUGUUUUUUGAUGGAAACUACCUUUGAGUAGCUGGUUAACUUUUAGUCAGGUUGACUGUAACCAUAAAGCGAUUUAUUACUAUUGAAAGUGUAACCCUCUUAUUCCGUUACAUUCAAUCUGGGAAAGAUAUAGAGACUUCAUAACUCUUUGCUUCCCAUUAAUUGUAAUAAUUUGAUUGCAGAAACUUUUAUUUGCAUUCCUGAGACAUUACUUUUCUUGUUUUGGGAAAAUAUUGCUGUUGUGUGGAAGGGAGUGGGAAAGAAGGUGUGGAUACUCUCAGGAGAUACCAAGUCUGAAUAAUAGAUCUUAGGCUGUAAGAUUUUGGGGUGGAACUAUAUAAAGAGAAAUUCUGUUCACUUGCAGGAUUACACAUCUGAUUAUUUAAAGGUCUUACAGAACUACUGAAAGAAGCAAUACUCCAAUUCAACAGGGUAACUUCCUUUCAUAAGGCGUUGUUAGAUACUGGAGCAAACCUUAUCAGGUUUUUUUAGGAAUAACAUUCAGCAAGGGAGUGGUGGGUUUUUCCACCGUUAAAUGUUUCCCCAAGCCAUGUCUGCUUUUGGGGAUGCCCAUGAAUGGUAUAUGGGAGCUCUGAGUCGGCAGGAAGCAGCUGCAUGUCUCCAGGGCCACCACCAUGGAACCUUUCUGGUACGGGACAGUACUACGUGCCCUGGUGACUACGUGCUCUCCGUCAGUGAAAACUCCAAGGUGUCACACUACAUCAUCAACAGCCUCCCUGGACGUCUACGGAUUGGGGAGCAUGAGUUUGAUGGUUUUCCAGCUCUUUUAGAUUUCUACCGCCUGCAUUACCUGGAUACUACCACCCUGGUAGCCCCCAUGGGACGGGUUGUAGCCCCUUCCUCUGCCCAGCCGCCUCCUGCUGGCGAGUGGGUCCGUGCCCUCUAUGACUUCGUUGGCCGUGACCAGGAAGACCUUCCCUUCACCAAAGGGGAGCCUUUGCGAGUUUUGGCCAAGCCAGAAGAGCAGUGGUGGACAGCUCAGCGUGCCGAUGGGCGUGUGGGUAUGAUACCUGUGCCAUAUGUCCAGCCUUGUCCAUAUGCUCAUCCCAGCAGCCAUGGCGCCCCCCGACAUGCACCCGUAAUAGCCAGAGCAGUGCAGCGAAGGGUGCCUGGUGCCAGUGACAAAACAGCAUUGGCCUUUGAGGUGGGUGAUCUCAUUGCAGUCACCAAGAUGAAUGUCAAUGGCCAAUGGGAGGGAGAGCUGAAUGGGCGCCGUGGGCACUUCCCCUUCACCCAUGUCAAAGUCCUUGACUCUGAGGAGGCCAGCUGAACAUCCAAUGGAACACUUGAACUGCUGCUGUCCUUGACGGGAUCAUAGUGCUCUGAAUUCUGACCCAUCCCUUUAAACUUCAUGAACUUUUUGACAUGAACUUUGAAUUUUGACCUCUUCCAUGGGCUCUUUUGAGGAUCCAGCUUAGUUCCUUGGAUAUGGGCUCUUUGACCAUCUUGACCUCCUUGACUUAAGGCGGCUUCUCCUUGAUAACAUUAUUCUUAAAUGCUAUUGUAGUAGAUUUGAUACACUUUGA